AUGCUUCGGUGCCAGGCCAGGGCCAGGGCCCCGAGCGCAGUUGGCACGCUCCAACGCUCUCUCACGCAGGCGCGUCAGAGCGCGGUGCAGGGGGCUGCCCCUGCAGGGAUCCAGAGUGAAGGCUCCACUUCAUUCAGGCCUGAGCAGGGAGCCAACGAGUUCUACCUCGUGGUUGCUAGCGCCUUACCCUCCCGGAGAGGUGUUAAGAGCAAGAGUGUGGGGGAGACUAGUCCGCGAGUCACGGCGGGUGAGCUGAACCUCAAGGCUCUGCGGAUCACUUAA
Molecule: messenger RNA, 282 nt
Organism: Knipowitschia caucasica
Lineage: Eukaryota; Metazoa; Chordata; Actinopteri; Gobiiformes; Gobiidae
Source: the annotation of a GenBank genome assembly